AAUGUAUGAUAAUGAGUUUAAAACAAAGGGAAAUAAAACUUGAACCAAGGAGAAAAUUGAACCACAACACAUGCAAUGACAUGAAGAAAAUGGUUCCUCAGCCAAUGAACAGCAUGCUGGAUAAACAACCCAGGGAAGAGGCCAUCAGGAUGAGAGAAAAGAGGAUGAACAUGGUUACAACAGCUGUUCCCCCCCACAGCACCAUCUGGUAUGUUUUUUGGAACUUGAAGCAGUCUUGUUUAAAAUCUAAAGUUGUAGAUUGAUGACGGGUGAACCUAGUGAGGCUGAUCAAUUCCCUUGAGGGGAGGCUUGGUCAUUAAUCCCCUUAUUUUUUAGCAAAUGGUUUGAACCCAGGAGUCUUUUCAUGCGUUGUUGUAUGAUUGUCUGCUUUAGCGUAGUCCUGAGGAGGACUUGGUUUUGUUUGCUGAUAUUUAGACAACUUGUGCAGAAGUCAUUUCAGGGUCCUUUGCAUAAGCAAAUAAUUAUAAUUAAAUGAAGGUUCGCUCUGUCAGAAAAAGAAACAUUUUAUUCUAUCAUCUAUCCUUAUCUCAAUACAUUUUUUAUUGCAGUGCCAAAUCAGACAUCGGGUGAACAAAGAGAACGGCCUGCAAGAGCACGCCCUGUUUGCUCUUUAUGCCAGAAGCCAAUGAGAG
Messenger RNA from Porites lobata, 653 nucleotides. NCBI's taxonomy places the organism in Eukaryota, Metazoa, Cnidaria, Anthozoa, Scleractinia, Poritidae. The record is from the annotation of a GenBank genome assembly.